Messenger RNA from Prunus mume (Japanese apricot), 405 nucleotides. RefSeq lists its product as uncharacterized. Lineage: Eukaryota; Viridiplantae; Streptophyta; Magnoliopsida; Rosales; Rosaceae. The record is from RefSeq and is a predicted model, not a curated record.
AUGGCUUGCUUUGUCUGUCAUAUGUUGCAUUUGAACAGCCCUAUAUGCAUAUACAACCCAUCACUUGGGAAAUAUGUGACCCUUCCAAUGACCAACAUUUCGUGCCGGCCAUUAUCCGGACAUGGCAUUACUCUUGCAUUCGGGUUCCACCCGGGGGUUGAUAACUACAAGGUGGCAAGGAUGGUGUCAUUUGGUAAGGAUGAGCUUGUCUCUGAGGUAGAGGUUUGUAGCACAAGAUCUUGGAACAGGUUUGAUGUCAUUCCUCCUAUAAAGAGCAUGAAGUGGGAUUGUGGAUAUGGAAUUUGUAAUGGAGUAGCAUAUUGGACCAUGGCAAACCGAAGGGAUUAUCUUGUGUUGUUUGACGCCAGCAACAAGAUAUUUCAAGCAUUGCCGCAGCCAAAGUGA